Anguilla anguilla (European eel) is the source of this 984-nucleotide messenger RNA. RefSeq lists its product as uncharacterized. The coding region runs from base 97 to 768 and encodes 223 amino acids. Lineage: Eukaryota; Metazoa; Chordata; Actinopteri; Anguilliformes; Anguillidae. The record is from RefSeq and is a predicted model, not a curated record. The transcript has 2 exons.
UCCUGAAGUGCUCUCUUUGCAGAAGUGGCAUUUUUCAAUCAAGUUAGAACCUACUUCCUGUAUACUCUGCCUAUAUUUGUAGGAAGAGGCAGGAGGAUGUCAGGGAAGGGAAAUGUGAUUAGAUAUCCUGACUUGGGUAGAAUUACAGAGGUGACAUCUGACUGGUUAAAAACAUGGGGUUGUUCUCUUAAAUCUUUAAAGGCUUUUGAAAAAAGGAAACUGGACACUUUUCUAACAUUUUGUGCUGGCCUUACACUUUUUUUACUUUUUAAAAAAAAUUACCAAGAGGAGAAACAGAACCUGGAUCACUUGACCAUCACACCUCUCAGAAAAGGAAAAAAAAGCAUAAAGAAAAGAACAAGAGCAGAGAGAAGUUCUUUACAGCCACUGAGUCUGGAGUUGUGGCCAAAUUUCCGCUGUGGUGUAGGUGUGGUGCCCCAGCUCUCUGGCAGCGCGCGCGAGAGACGGGGGUGGAUAGAGACAGAGGAAGAGGGCGAGAGAGACGGCCGUGUGGAGGGGAGCGCUGGUCGGCGCGCUGGGCCGGGAGCCAGCCCCGUCCGACGCCAGGGCUGGCACGGUAGCCGUGGGUGGGUGGGCGUAGUGGAGGUUGAAAGAGGUAACCCCCUCGUCUCCCCAGCCGCUCCGUCCCUCCCCGCCCGGCACUCCGUCCAGCUUUCCUCGCAGCCGAUCUUAUCAGCCCAGGCCACGGCGGCCAGCAGGAACAUCCCUGCCUUCCUGUCCCAGGCUGGAGGGGGGUGGGUGGAGUGAGAAUGUGUGAGAAUAUGUCAGGAGAAGCAGGGGAGCGUGGGGCACUUUGUCACUUUUCUAACUUUCACCCAUGACCAUGACGCCACUUACCUCCAGAAGUCUCCCUGUCUGUCCCCUCUCCUCCCUUUCCAGUAAAGUGACUGUGCAGCGUGGGUGUGCCUCAUAUCUCCUUUCAGCACACACGCACACGCACACACACACACACACUCACAAAUG